AUGAUCUGGACCAAGGCUUUUGCUCUAUCUUUGCAGUUGGCCUGCGCGGCGACAUGUGCUCCCAAAGCAUCAUCGCCGGUAAACUCUACUCUGCCAUCAAUCGACGUGGAACUGACUCCCAUUUUGGACGUUGAGAACAACACGAGCCUCAAUGGAGAGCUUGUUAUGGACAUCCAUUUUGCCAGUAACGAGACCCUCCUCGUGCUGCCCCUCGAAAUGGCAAAUGCACCAUCUGCGCAAUAUACCACCGAGACACUGGAAGCGUGGGACCGUCUUGGCCAGCUCAAGCUGAUCCAGAGCGACGGCACUGGAUCAGACAGCCAGCCUAGCAGGUUUUGGGCUGUACAAAGAGCCACACAAGGUCCUGUGGUAGUCCGGUUCAAAGCUAAGCCGCGCCAAAUUGAUCCGGACGUCAUGGUAGGGCCGUUGUUCGACAUCCGCGCCAACGGCGACGGUCUCUUGGGCUCGACCUGGGCCCUUGUUCCACUACCGCCUGAUGACACAGCUGAGUAUCAGUUCUCCUUGAGAUGGAAUCUCAAGCAUUCGCCACAGGAUGCCAAGGCCGCUUGGACAUGGGGUGAGGGCCCGGCGCCUGUCACAAUCAACGGCACAUCAGCAACGUUUCUUUACACGUUUUGGGCCGUAGGCUCAAUGUCUACCUACCCAGGCGACUCGGAUUCUGAGCCAUUGAGCCCCGACUACAGCAUGUAUUGGCUCGAGCAACCCCCCUUUGACGUGGACGCGACAGCCGCGUUCGUGGACAAAUUCUUCAACUAUUCAUCCAUCUUUUGGAAGGACACAAGCGGAGAGCCAUACCGGGUCUUCAUUCGACGCAACCAAGAAACCGGGACUGGAGGGACGGCCUUGUUGAGGUCGUUUACCUUUGGCUGGCACGACGCAAACAGCACCACCCAAGACAGGCUUGAACUGCUCCUGUCUCAUGAAAUCACACAUAAUUGGCCUCAAUUGAAUGACGUAAACGCUGCCGGAACUCGAUACACUGAAGGGACUGCCGAGUACUACUCACUGAGGUUGCUGUGGCGAAAUAACCAGAUCUCAACUGAAACCUACCUACUCGAAGCAUACUACCUGAAUCCUUAUGUUAAUCUAACUGACGAAGAUGCGUAUAAUCAAGCAUGGGAAACUCGGCAAGCACAAAGAAUUCCCUAUGGUCGUGGGCUCAUCUAUCUCACCAACGUCGAUGCCCAAAUGCGCGCUAUUUCGGAUGGAACAGAAAGUCUAGAUACCAUUGUGUUGGAGCUCUUGGAUAUUUGUCGAGCGUCUUCAUCUCAGUGUACCGAGGCCGGGCUGCUGAAACUAUUGGACAAGCAUCUUGGUCAGGGAGCUGUGGAGGAGUAUCACACAGUCGGCACCGGCCAACCGCUCAUCCAGCCUCUUCCAGACAGCCUUGGUCCGUGUUUCGAGGUUGUCGAGACACAGACAGGCCCUUCUGUAUUCCAAUGGCGCUUCAAGAAUGGCAAGGAUGCCUCUAGUGAAGGUUGUCAGAUCUAG
Molecule: messenger RNA, 1512 nt
Organism: Clonostachys solani
Lineage: Eukaryota; Fungi; Ascomycota; Sordariomycetes; Hypocreales; Bionectriaceae
Source: the annotation of a GenBank genome assembly